AUGAGAGUGAGAGUGACUAAUGACUAUACAUACGAGUUUGGUCUUCAUUUGGUUCGGUUGAAACGUUGCCGGUUCGCUUGCUCUGUAUUACUAAAAUGA
Messenger RNA from Arabidopsis thaliana (thale cress), 99 nucleotides. RefSeq lists its product as uncharacterized. The record is from RefSeq and is marked reviewed. The coding region runs from base 1 to 99 and encodes 32 amino acids. The transcript has a single exon. NCBI's taxonomy places the organism in Eukaryota, Viridiplantae, Streptophyta, Magnoliopsida, Brassicales, Brassicaceae.